This is a messenger RNA of Dipodomys ordii (Ord's kangaroo rat), 1949 nucleotides long. RefSeq names its product Rap guanine nucleotide exchange factor (GEF)-like 1 (gene Rapgefl1). NCBI's taxonomy places the organism in Eukaryota, Metazoa, Chordata, Mammalia, Rodentia, Heteromyidae. The record is from RefSeq and is a predicted model, not a curated record. Gene Ontology annotation, cellular component: plasma membrane. Gene Ontology annotation, molecular function: guanyl-nucleotide exchange factor activity. Gene Ontology annotation, biological process: Ras protein signal transduction; positive regulation of GTPase activity.
CCGCUGCAGCGGCGUCAGAGCGUGUCUCGCCUGCUGCUCCCAGCUUUCCUCCGGGAGCACCCCACAGAGCCAGGGCUGGAGCCACCCCCCGAGGAGGAAGGGGGAGAGCCCGUGGGGGUCUCGGAAGAGCCGGGCAAUGGGGGUCCCUGCUGGCUGCAGCUAGAGGAGGUGCCCGGGCCCGGGCCGCUCGGGGGUGGGGGACCCCUGCGCUCCCCUUCUUCGUACUCCUCAGAUGAGCUGUCCCCUGGCGAGCCUCUGACUUCGCCCCCCUGGGCCCCCCUGGGCGCCCCUGAGCGGCCGGAGCAUCUUCUGAACCGGGUUCUGGAGCGGCUGGCCGGAGGGGCCACCAGGGACAGCGGCGCCUCAGAUAUCCUGCUGGAUGACAUCGUCCUCACCCAUUCCCUCUUUAUCCCAACGGAGAAAUUCCUGCAAGAGCUACACCAGUACUUUGUUCAGGCAAAGGGUGUGGAAGGCCCUGAGGGGCUGGGCCGAAAGCAGGCCUGUCUAGCUAUGCUCCUCCAUUUCUUGGACACUUACCAGGGGCUGCUGCAAGAGGAAGAGGGGGCCGGCCACAUCAUCAAGGAUCUGUACCUGCUAAUUAUGAAGGAUGAGUCCCUUUAUCAAGACCUCCGAGAGGACACACUGAGGCUGCAUCAGCUUGUGGAGACAGUGGAGCUAAAGAUUCCAGAGGAGAGCCAGCCGCCCAGCAAGCAGGUUAAACCACUCUUCCGUCACUUCCGCCGGAUAGAUUCCUGUCUGCAGACCCGAGUUGCCUUUCGAGGCUCAGAUGAAAUCUUCUGCCGGGUUUACAUGCCUGACCACUCUUACGUGACCAUACGCAGCCGCCUGUCAGCAUCUGUGCAGGACAUUCUGGGCUCUGUGACAGAGAAGCUGCAGUAUUCAGAAGAACCUGCAGGACGUGAGGAUUCCCUCAUCCUGGUAGCUGUGGCCUCCUCAGGAGAGAAGGUCCUGCUCCAACCCACUGAAGACUGUGUUUUCACCACGCUGGGCAUCAACAGCCAUCUGUUUGCCUGCACUCGUGACAGCUAUGAGGCCCUGGUACCCCUCCCUGAGGAGAUUCAGGUCUCCCCUGGAGACACAGAGAUCCACCGAGUGGAGCCGGAGGAUGUGGCCAACCACCUCACUGUCUUCCACUGGGAGCUGUUCCGAUGUGUUCAUGAGCUGGAGUUUGUGGACUACGUGUUCCAUGGGGAACGUGGGCGCAGGGAGACAGCCAACCUGGAGCUGCUCGAGGUCACACACUGGGUGGCCACCGAGGUGCUGCUCUGUGAGGCCCCAGGGAAACGUGCACAGCUGCUCAAGAAGUUCAUCAAGAUUGCUGCCAUCUGCAAGCAGAACCAGGACCUUCUGUCCUUCUACGCUGUUGUCAUGGGGCUGGACAACGCAGCUGUCAGCCGUCUGCGGCUUACCUGGGAGAAGCUGCCAGGGAAAUUCAAGAACUUGUUCCGCAAAUUUGAGAACCUGACGGACCCCUGUAGGAACCACAAAAGCUACCGAGAAGUGAUCUCCAAAAUGAAGCCCCCUGUGAUUCCCUUUGUACCGCUGAUCCUCAAAGACUUGACCUUCCUGCACGAGGGGAGUAAGACCCUUGUAGAUGGUUUGGUGAACAUCGAGAAGCUGCAUUCAGUGGCUGAGAAAGUAAGGACUAUUCGCAAAUACCGGAGCAGGCCCCUCUGCCUGGACAUGGAGGCCUCGCCCCAUCACCUGCAGACGAAGGCCUAUGUGCGCCAAUUUCAGGUCAUCGACAACCAGAAUCUCCUCUUCGAGCUCUCCUACAAGCUAGAGGCUAAUAGUCAGUGAAAGUGGAGGGGCCUGGUCUCCCCUCACAGGGUCUUUGGCACCUGGCACUCAGCACUUUGCAAAAUGUCCCAACCAACCCAUAUGGGAUAUCUUUCCCCUGGGGCAACUUCCUGCUCCAGAAAAGAAGA